Pyricularia pennisetigena is the source of this 2697-nucleotide messenger RNA. RefSeq lists its product as uncharacterized. Gene Ontology annotation, cellular component: nucleus. The transcript has a single exon. Gene Ontology annotation, molecular function: ATP binding; nucleic acid binding. The record is from RefSeq and is a predicted model, not a curated record. NCBI's taxonomy places the organism in Eukaryota, Fungi, Ascomycota, Sordariomycetes, Magnaporthales, Pyriculariaceae. The coding region runs from base 1 to 2697 and encodes 898 amino acids.
AUGUUCUACAACAGAUACGUACCGCCGCCAAAAGCAGGUGCGCCCAAAAUCGAGCCACCUGCUCCCGCCUCGCCGUCUCCAGCUUCCGCCGCUCAACCUUCCGCCAUAAGUCAGCCUCGGAAGAUUGUCUUCGACGACCAUGACCAUGCGCCAAACACCACUGGCGCGACAAAAAACGUCAAGUCGACAGACACUGAGACUGGGCGAAAUGAGGACGAGCCGAGGAGGAAGAGGGCAAAGAUAGAGUCUCCAUCGCCCGAAGAAGUCCGGGGAAAAAAUAAGACUAGAAAAUCAAAAUUUGUCCCUGAUACGCCGAAUCCAGCAGGGCCGGGUCUGGACGACGUCGCAAAAAAGGAACCUCAGAGUGCAGUGGAGACAAAAGCUACUGCCACACCUCUCAAGUCUGCCUUAAAGACACCAAAAUCUAAGAACAGUCUUGAUCAAAGUAGAGAACUUUCUACCAAGGUUCACUCGACCAUCGAGCUCGGUUCAGCAACCCCAGACGAGAAGAAGAAAAAGAAGAGAAAGUCCAGGGGGGAUGUUGAGAUGAAGGAUGUCGAUGAUGAGAGUGCGCUGGAUCAGCCGCCUGAUGAAGAUACAGCGGCGGGCAGGCACAAGUCAAUUCUGAAAAAGAAGGACAUCUCUCUAAAGAAAGCCUCCAAAUUGCCCACAGAGGCCCAAGGAGAUGGCGAACCUAGCACUGACGACCUUCCGACCCAACCUCUAGCACAACUGCAACUAGACCAAGAAGCAGCCGAGGUUCAUGGCCUUGAGCCUCUUCCUCAGCCAGCUCCCGCAGUGGCGGACCAACUUGAAUUGACUUAUGACACGCUACCUUUGUGGCUGCAAAACCCUUUAUAUGUCUCUUCGGGGACCCAAGCCGAAUGGACGAGCCUGGGUCUGAGGCCAGAACUGGGCAUCUCCCCAGAGAUUGCCGAACAGUUAGCCUUGAAGGGAUAUCCGAGCGCUUUUGCUGUCCAGACGGCAGUGAUCCCUAGAUUGCUGCCAAGCCCGGUCAGGCAGGGCGACCUUGUAAUCUCCGCAGCUACAGGCUCAGGCAAAACGCUGGCUUAUGUUCUUCCCAUGAUACGAGACAUCAGUUUGGGUGCAGUGACAAAGCUCAGGGCUCUGAUUGUCGUCCCCACGCGUGAACUGGUGCAGCAGGUCCAUGAAAUCUGCAACAUCUGCGCCGCUGCCUAUGCACGCCAGCCCAACCGAAAGACUGUCAGGAUUGGCACUGCCGUCGGAAACCAGGCCUUCAAGAAGGAGCAGGAAAAACUUGUGGAUCAAGACCGACGGUAUGACCCGGAGGGCUAUGCGCGUCUAGUUGAAGCACGUCAAUGGGAGAACGUCAGGAAGCGGGAUGUUGAAGACGCAUCAUUUGAUAUGUUUGAGUUGGCAGAGACGCCUUUGCCGCUUGUCAACCAUGUCGAUCAUCUCGUCUCCAAAAUCGACAUACUCAUCUGCACCCCUGGAAGGCUGGUAGAACAUAUUGAACGCACCCCUGGCUUCAAUCUCGAUUAUGUGCGCUGGCUGGUAGUUGACGAGGCAGACAAGCUGCUGGAGCAGAGCUACCAGCAAUGGCUCGACGUCGUCAUGGAAAAAUUAUCAACAAAUAAGCCUGGCUGUCGAGACUUUAUGUUUCAAAACAAGUCCGGCGUCCGCAAGGUCAUUCUCAGUGCUACAAUGACGCGCAAUGUCAGUUUGCUCAACAAGUUGAGUCUGCGGCGGCCUGAGAUGAUUGUUCUCGAGAGUGUUACUGCUGCACCAACAUCAUCAGCCUCUGGAUCUACAACGGACAUCACAGGCGCCUCUGCAGAGGUAUCAUCGUACGAACUUGCACUACCUAACCAGCUUCUCGAGUUUGCGAUCAAGGUCCGGGACCCCGAACAGAAACCCAUGUAUUUGGUUGAUCUGUUGAGCAGCGAUCACGUUCGAUCAAGGUCAACCACUAAGGAAGUUGUCAUGAAUGAUAAUGGAUCCGACACAUCGUCCUCGGACGACUCCGAUACCUCAUCAUCUGCCACCUCCGACUCUGACUCUGACAGCGAUUCCGACUCUGAUGCUGAAUCUAAGAAAGGAACCGCAUCCAAGCCUCCUGCCCAGGAUUCCAUAAUGAAUAGCGUUUUGAUCUUCACAAAGUCAAACGAAUCAGCAUUGCGGUUAUCACGCCUCUUGGAGAUAAUGGCCCCCCGUCAAGUGGCGUCUCGCAUCGGCACGCUCACGUCGACUACGCGCACCUCGGAGAGAAAGAAGGUGAUAAAUCAGUACAAGUCUGGCAAGCUGCGCAUCCUUGUGGCUUCGGACCUCGUCGCUCGUGGUCUGGACCUUCCCAACCUCGACCACGUAGUCAAUUACGACAUGCCGCCUAGCGUGAGGUCAUACGUUCACCGCGUGGGCCGUACCGCUCGUGCUGGUAGGGCCGGUCGGGCGUGGACGUUCUUUACCAAGACGGAGGCCGGCUGGUUCUUUGCAGAGAUUGCCUCGUCCAAGGGCAAACCACGUGUCCCGGCUGGUGGCAGGGAUGAGGACCACGUCGCCAUUCACAGAUCAAACAAGGUGGAGACGGUCAAGGUCACUGCCAGGAGGACAGAGGAGGAUUUGAAGAAGGGCCCGCCGGGAGACUUUGGCGAGGCCAGGAUAGCUGAGUAUGAGCAGGCACUCGAGGCCCUUGGGAAAGAAGCUCGGGGACAGUAG